AUGCCGAGAGGAGCAAUGAAAGACAAGCCCAAGAAGUCUGCUUUCCUAGCCAGCGAUGUCAUUGAUCCCAAUUCAGACCACCACGAGGGAGACACCAUGCUGAUUGACACAGAUGGCGGACAGGUGAAUGUUACCAGCAUCAAUAUUAUGAAAGCCAUCAAAUCUCUCAAACAGAACUUUCACUCAGAAAUCUGUGCCGUAUUAACAGCAUUAAGAGUAACCUAAGAAAGUGCAAUAGCCAUAUCACACAGCCUGAACAGCGGGUGUCCAGCGCUUAAGAUACAAUCAGUGUCAGGCCUGGACUAGAGGGAGGACUCAGACGCAGAGGUUCAAAGUUCAACAAACGCUUUAUUUUGAAAAUCGUCUUCUUUCUCAGUAGAUCGAGUGAUAAAUAAACAGGCAAUGAAAACCUUCUACCUAUCUACUAAGGGCGGACAGACAAACACAGAAACAAAAUCAAACCAAGACAGAACAAAAAUUCACUCCAAAAGGGAGGACAAACGAAAAGGCUAAUCUUCUCUAAUCUUCAGAGGAAUCACUAUGAAAAAUUUAUAAACAAAAGGCGCUCCAAAAGGAGGGAAACAAAAGGGCUACAAACUUAACUACACUGCACUACUAGGCUAGGAAAAAAACUUUAUAAAAACUAAGUCACUCCAAAAGGGAGGAAAAAAACAACAAGGCUAUGAAACAGAAGCUAGAUCUAAAAACUAAAUUGGAAAAAAAAAAACUACAACAGAAAAUCACUCUUCUAAAGAGGAAACAAGGAUUAUCAAAAAUACCAACGUGGUUAUCGAGCAAGGCUGUGGACAUGAAGGCUGGAGGAACACGAAUAAACGAGACACUCUGGCACAGGACAAAGGGAGACGCCGACUAUAAGACACAUGAGGUUAAUGGGGAACAGGUGGAAACAAUCAGGGAUCAGGGGAGACGUCAGACCGGAAACACAAGGGGAAGGGCAAGUGACCUGAAACGAGAGGAGAGUUAUUUUUCAAAAUAAAACAUGAAAAUGAAAAGACAGAAAAACCAGGACAAGACACCCCUCACCGCGUUGUGACAAUCAGUGAUCUGCAAUUAAAUAUUAACAUGCUGGGAAGAAAGGUGAAGUAUCUGACAACCAAAACAGAGGAUUUGGAAAACAGGAGCCGACAUAACAAUAUGAGAAUUGUGGAAAUACCUGCGCUUUUAUGAAGAAGUAGUUUACUGAGACUCUCGGUGUGCACCCCCUGGUGACACUGGAGAGAGCGCAUCGCAUUACGGGUCCAAAGCGCAACUCUUCUACCCACUGAACCUUCAUUGUGAGGUUCCUGAAUCAUUGAGAUAAGUAACGUGUGUGGAACGCUUCAAGACCAAAGGGCCAGCUGAUUUACUGAAAUAACAAGAUCAGGUUCCAUCCAGACCUAUCUGCUGAGGUGUAUACACAACAAUGGGACUUCUACGGAGUCCAACAAAAACUUUGAGAGAACAGACUCGACAAGCCCCUAAUCAUCUUUCCAGUAAAGCAACUUGUGACCCACGGAGACUGCACACACACCUCUGAUGCACCGGCUGCAGUUGACCAGUUUAUAGCUGGUCUGGAAGAAGAGAAAUGGAGUGGAAAUGAAGGAAAUCUGAUGGACAAUAGACUCUUGUAUGUAUGAACAGAAUAACACUUCUUUUUUAUUAUUUUUAUUUACUUUUUUCACACUGAGAAGGGAUUUAUUGUCCUUCUCCUCUGUUUUUUCUGAAGUAGCAGACGGAUCAUUAUUAAGCCGCAUUCAGACCAAACGCGACUUGGUUGCUGAGGUCGCUGACGUCGAGUAAUUAGUGAAAAUGCCAAGGGUCUUCAUAGCCCCCUCAAGAGGAAAAAAAUUCUUAAUAAGCUUAAACAUCUUAAAUGUAUGAUAGCUCUUAUACUGGAAAGUCAACUGUCAGACACUGAGCAUAAAAAACUCAGAUCUUGGGCAAGUAAUGUGUAUUACUCUUCCCAUAGUUCAGGUAAGAGAUGUGGGGUAGCCAUAAUGUCACAUAGCUCUCUACAGAUUUCUUUACACUCAAAAUUUACUGAUGGGGGGGUUAUACUAGUGAAAGGGUCCAUCUGUGGAAUAGAUGUCUCUAUGCUGAAUAUUUAUGCUCCAAAUUAAAAUAAAAAGUGUGUGAUUUCAUUAUAGAAAAGGCAAAGGGAAUUAUAUUAUUUGGAGGAGAUUUUAACUGUCUUGCCAAAUAGACUAGAUAAAAAUCCUCCCUCAACUAGUACACCUUCGGAUGUGAGCCAGGCCCUCAAACUGAUGACUUGAGGGACGAAGAUUAUUUCAUUUGCGUCAGCUAAGAAAAAAUGUAAAGAGGCAAAACGUAUGGAACUCAAAAAAUAAAUAGAACAGCUGGAACAGAAGCAUAAAAAACAGUUAUCUAUAAAUGACCUGACGCAGCUUAACAAAGCUAAGAGAGCUCUGGAAAAUCUGCUUACGAAAAAGAUUGAGAGAAAUUUGACAUUUGUAAAACAGCGUUAUUAUGAAUGUGGGAGUAAAGCGACUAGAUUACUGGCAUUUCAACUUAAAAACAGACAGGUUUAUCAGUCAUACAAAAAAUUAAAAACAGUGAUCCAGGGGACCCCUUUCUUUACAAACCAGAUGAAAUAUCAGAUGCUUUUGCUGCAUUUUACAAAAAGCUGUACUCAAAUACAGAUACAUGUAUAGAUUCCAAACAAUUCAAUAUUUAUUUAGUAAAUAUAAAAUUGCCAAUUACGUUUGAUGAGACUUCACAAACUAUGGAUGGCCCUAUAACAAGAGAGGAAAUAGUGGAAAUAAUAAGGGGGUUGAAAAACAGUAAAAGUCCAGGUUCAGAUGGAUUUUGUAACGAAUUUUAUAAAGUCUUCGUGGAGGAAUUAAGUCCAGGUCUGGAGAGAGGCUAUAGCAAGGGUCUUCAUAUAAAUUUUCAGUGGGUCCACCUGAAUGAAAUGCCUGCAGGCCUGGGUCCAGGGAUUUUUAUUUAUUUUUUUUUUUUUACAGUGCAUUACUCUUUUGAAGUAUUCACUUCAUUUGUAUUGCCAAUAACUGCCUACUUUCAAUUGGCUGUGUGCUUCCUGCGGGUAAAAUGAAUGCAAAUGACUCGGUCCACUCGCCAUAAAACACCCUGUUCUCAUUCUUUACUUUUCGUGGUUUUGAAGCCGACAUGUUUAGCUGCUGCUACAACUUUCUCCUCAGUCUGCCGCCUGACAGUUUUCAACAUCGGGACUGCUCGGUAAUCUUCGUGUGUCGAGUAGGCUAAGAGGUCUGAUUUGAUUGACAAGUCAAAUGAGUAAGCAAGUGAUGUAAUGCCUUGCUGAAAUUACACGUGCAGUUUACUGAACCAGGCACAAAGCAAGAGAGUAAGGCUGCACGAUAUUGGAAAAAACUAACAUUGCGAUUUUUUUCAACCCUGCGAUAUAUAUUGCGAUAUUAAAAAUAUAGGAAUUUUCACCAGAUGACCUGAAUAGCACUUAAUGUUAUACUGCACUGCUGAAGUCUUGAGGACAGUUAACCUGCACUGAUCUUACCUCUUUUUGUGAAUGGCUUCUGUCUGUCUCAGAGAUAUUUUUAGCUUUUAUUGUGCUGGGACGUUAUUGUGGCGACAGAUGAACACAGAACACGUGUUUUGGUCAACAUCAUCCUUCUAUUAUCCAAAACAAUUCCAGAUAACUGACUUUCCUUUUGUUUUUGGCAACAAAUCUUAAUUUUCGGUGUUUUUCUCUUGUUCGUUGCUCAUUUUGCAAUCGUUGUUGUUGUUGUUAGCGGUGUUGUGCCGAGAAACGCAUGUCCUCCUAGAAUUGCAUGCACCUUGCAAAACGCGCACCACUUAUAAUAGAGUGGUCCACGGAAAUGUACCAUUCAAAACCCAUACAGGUCUUAUUUGUUGGGCUUAACAGUCAGUAAAGUUACGAAAGUAAUUCUCAGCGGACACCCGUUUCUCGGCUGAACACCAGCAGCCAGCAAGUAACUCCAUGUGCAGAACAUGUGCAGGGGUGGGUUUCCUCCUCUCUGAUUUUGAUUGACAGCUGGCAGGGUAGUCUGAUUGGCAACUGAGAACUGAGUCUGAUUGGCAACUGAGUAAAGGACAAAGGUGAUUGGUGGAUCGCUACACAGCACAUGCAGAGUCCCAUGCAGUGUAUCUCAGUCGGCUACCCUUGAAAUCAACUGAGUUCAUUCACCUCCGACAUCGCAGGCUCUGCGAUGUGACUAUCGCACACAUGUAUAUCGUGCAGGCCUACAAGAGAGAAAAAAAACAUACAUUUUUCUGCGGUAGGCUCGGAUCCGUAUUGGACUCUUUCCUGGUCCGGAAGUGGACCGCGGUCUGCCAUACGGAGACCACUGGGUUAUAGGUUUGAAUUUAAAACUGAGGAACUUCCCCAAAAAUUGUAAAGAGACAAUUAUUUCAGUGAUACAUAGAGGGCAAGGACCCCACAGAGUGCAGUUCUUAUAGACCCAUAGUGCUUCCAAAGUCUGAUUGUAAAAUAUUGACCACGAUAAUUGCAAAACGACUUAAGUCUGCUAUUACAGCCACAGUGCACCAGGAUCAGACAGGGUUUAUUGCAGGGUUUAUUGGCCUGUGGGGGGGGGGGGGGGGGUGAAUGGGUUCAGCUUCUAUAUUCAUCUCCUCAGGCAUCAGUGAGGGCAAAUGGAUGUUUCUCAAGAAAAUUUGAGUUGGAGAGGGGUUGUAGGCAAGGAGACCCCCUCUUACCUCCUCUAUUUGCCCUAAUAGACUUGCCCUAAACCCCCUCUUCAGCCAGUGAACACCUGUGGAGUGGAUAUCAAGUGGUGACAUCAUAUAAAUACCUAGGUGUACAUCUAGAUAAUAAGUUGGACUGGUCUAAGAAUAUAGACAUCAUCUGCAGAAAGGGGCAGAGCCACCUCUUUUGCCUGAGAAGACUCCGAUCAAUAGACAUCUGUAGUAAGUUGCUGCAGAUGUUUUAUCAGUCUGUGGUGGCAGGUGUUUUGUUCUACACUGCAGUCUGCAGGGGAGGAAGCAUCAAACACAAAGAUGCAAGACGUCUUAACAAACUAGUGAAAAAGGCUGGCUCUGUGGUUGGACUCAAGCUGGACUCAGUGGAGGAUUUGGUGGAGAGAUCUACACUGAGGAAGGCGGAGACUAUUCUAAAGAACAUGGAUCGCCCACUUCACAACACCUUGAUGGACCAAAGGGCCAAUGGUGGUGGACGGCUCCUCUCUCUUCACUGCAGGACAGAAAGAUUCACAAGAUCUUUUGUACCAACAGCCAUCAGACCUUUUAAGUCUUGUGUAAAUAAUAGAUAACUUUUGGAGACAUAUUAUGUGAGACAACAGACAAUUGAAUUUUCCUUCUAAUAAAGUAAUUCUUAUCUAAAGCAUAGAACCACUAGCACAAUUAACAAGAGAUAGUUCAAAUGUAAGUGGCAUUGAAGUGAAUGGAGAGGAACACAAGUUGUCGUUAUAUGCAGAUGACAUAAUUGUGUAUAUCUCUGAUCCUAAAAAAAAGUGUGUCAUUUGGACUUUACUCUGGAUACAAGAGUACAAAAGUAAAUGUGACAAAAACCGAAGCACUCCCUAUGAAUAACUUGAUCUCUCCUCAACUGAAGACCUUAUUUUCAUUCAGAUGGCCUAGGGAGGGCAUCAGGUAUUUGGGGAUAAAUAUACAGUCUGAACUAAUUUUAUAUAAGCCAAUUAUGCAAAAUUUAUAGAAAAAAUCUAAACCACUCCCUCUUACAUUAACCAGUAAAUUGGAGACUAUCAGAAUGAAUUUACGGCACAAUUUCUCCUUCUUUUCCAGACAUUACCAGUUGCCCCUCCUAAAUCUAUGUUUGUUCUUAUAGACCUCCUCAUCUCAAGAUUUACAUGGUUGGGCAAAAAGCCCAGGGUUAGAUAUAAAGUCUUACAAUUAGCAAAAUCUAAGGGAGGAAUAGGACUGCCCAAUCUAAAAUGUUAUUACUGCGGCACAACUAUGGGCGAUGAUAAUAUGGUUAUCAGAUGACAUAAACACAAGAUGGCUUAAUAUGGAAAAGAGUUAUAGUAUUGAUAUGCCUCUAUCAGUGACCCCCUUUACAGUUACUAAUGCUAAUUUGUGGAGAGAAUUGCAGUGGAAGAUAGUGAAUAGAUUUUUUAGAUCACCAGAUAUUAUGGCAAAGAUGAGCUCAAGUCGGUUAAGUACACGUUGGAGGGGAUGCGGUAAGAACAAAGCGACACACCAACAUAUAUUUUUGCAAUGCCCAAAUCUGUUUUUGCUACUGUGAAUCAAACAUGAGAAGUCGAACUGGCUAGGGACCUUCUGACAGCAAUUCUUGGGAUAAAACCAGAUGUCAUUCUCAAUAGGAAAAGGAUGUACAUCCUCCAAGUAGUACUAAUCGCAGCAAAGAAAGCAAUUGAUUAAGAUGGCUUUAACAGAAUCCCUCCACAUCGAUGAAUGGGUAGCAAUCCUAAAAGAUAUUUAUACAAUGGAAAAAAUGACAUAUUUGUGACGAUUACAAAAAGAAGUGUUUAUGGAAAGAUGGCAACCAUUAAAGGAGGCGGUGGGAGAACAAAUGGAAUGACAACCCAUAAAGCUUUUUGUCUCAAAUGAUAAAAUGAUACCCAGAGGUAAAUGAUAAAGAUAUGCAUGUGCUGAUGAAUAGAUGAAGUAUCUUCAUGUAAAGGGAAUUUAUAACCCAUGAUUGGUAUCAUCUUUGAUAUAUUGCUUUUGUCUUGUUCUUGUUUGUCUUGUUUUUUUCUUCCAUCCUCUUCGUUUGUUCGAUGUUUUUUAUGGUUGUUUUUUUAACUUUUCCCUCUUUCUAAAAUUUGUUUUAAAUUUUAAUUUUCUGAUUUAUUCAUUUACACACACACACACACACACACACACACACACACACACACACACACACACACACACACACACACACACACACAUACACACAUAAAUAUAUAUAUACAUAUAUAUAUAAAGCAAUUGUUUACAAAGACCACUUGUAAAAUGAAUUAUUUUAAUGGCUGUUGAAUUAUUAUUAUAAAAGUGGAUGUGAGAAAAUAAAUAAAUAAAUAAAUGAUGCAGAGACGUGCACACAUGCCAAGGAAUCAUUUGACUGAUGUGUGUCAAAACCGUCUUCGUUUGGUCAUCAAUGUGAAAGAGAGCUUUGUCGAAACAAAAUGUACACUUUAUCUGUUUUUGUCUCCUCUCCCGUUUGCAGCUGCUCAAAGAGAAACAUGAUAACACUCUUUUAAUCGCUGAGACCCUGCAACAAAAAAGCUCCUGGGCAAAUCCAACAGAGGUAUGAGGCAGUUUGUUUCUUUUAAUGCAGGCUUCUUUUUUUAUGCUCUGUUCUUGUGAAAGACAUGCGUGAUAAGACUUGGAAAUUUUUUUCAGUGUCUCAGUUUGCUGUUGGAGAAUUUGAGGCCUUACAGUAUACCUUUAACCUGGAGCGGGACCUGAGGACUGAGGCUGAGAAAUUUGCUAGAGAGGUGAUUUUUCACAGUAACCCCCUGUGAGGGUUAGUCCAAACCUGUCCUCACUCUGUUUAAUGUGGAGGAUCAUCUGUGUCCCUGUAACCCUUUUUUCAGAUGCUGGUUGAGCAAAAGCAGCUGAAGAGACAGAGUCUGAUCCUGACCCAGAGCCCCUCGCCCAGUCAAGCCCUACAAGAAGCUCUCAGCCAGGUCACAAAACUGACCCGGGAUCUGAAUCUGGAGCAUGAGAAUCAGGUUUGCAAGAAGUGGACUGGUUUAUGGCUGACACAUUGCACACAGUGUCAGGAUCCAUAGUUUUUGGUUGGGUUUCACAGACAUUGAUACAUGGUACAGACUGUAAGCCAGAAUUUGUGAUGUUUCUCUGUUACUUGGAAGUACUUAUUAAGAUCUCUUUACUGAAGAACGUACCCAAAGUACAGGUCACUCAAAAUUAUAAAACAGAAAACCUUGUGAGAGUAAAUACAAGCUUUGAUAACUUAGAUUAUAAUUAUCAUUAUUAUUUUUCCUAAUAUGGUAGUAUGAGGCUCAUGUGAACGGGGAGUUAGCCACAUAGGAUCCCAGUCAGCUCUAGCCCUCUUUUGACCAUAGAACCUCAAUGAAAGCCAGGCAGCAAGGGCCUAACCCCCCCCCCCCCCCCCCUCCCAACACACACACACACACACACACACUCUAGCAUCUACCUCUUUUACUUUUGGUGCCGACUCAGAGUUGGAGGAUGACGGCUUGCGUAAAGUAGUUGGCUAGGGCUCCUUUACACAAUCAAUAGUGUUCCGUUUUUGUAGGGCUUUUCAUAUUAGAAAACACUCCAUGAUUCUGCGGCUUGUUUCUUGCUCUUUGUGAAAUCAAAUGUAUUUACGCAGUUAAAUGAUAAAAAGAUGUGCUGCACAGUCAGACCGUCUGCUGACCCCUGUGGGCUGGGCAAUUCAUGUUGUGAGAUCUUACUGACAACAGGCACGUAAGACAGAUUUUGAUGAUCAAUUUUAUGUUUUUAUUUAUCUAAAAUGAAUUUACUUAUUUUUUUAUUUAUGCAUAUAUGUAAAAAGAAUAUAUUUAUGUAUUUAUUCCAUAUAUUUCUAUAUGAAAUGUCAUAAUAGGUCAUUUUUUAAACGCACCCUUGAUGCAGUCAGAUGGCACCCACUUUGAGAAAGUCUGUUCUAGGAUGUGACAGGCCUGUAGGGCAUGAUUAGCCGAUUUGCUAAAAAUUGAGAAAUUCGGACAGUACCAUGGACAUGCAGUUUACUUUGGACACAGAUGGACACCUUUAUGAAGCAGAGGAAGAAGCAGACUCAGCAGACCAAGGGAGGGAGGGGACUGGAGAACAGGAGGGAUCCGAAUUACCUGGUGGUCCAGGCGUGUUAACUGUGAACCCAUCAACUCAGGGAGCUCCUACUGUCAAGAGUGGGGCUUGGUACCAACAGGACAUCAGGACCUUUCUGAAUCAGGGGAAACCAGUGGCUCACAUACAGCUGCAGUCUGAGUUUCUGCUUCGCUGAUCAAUGACCGCUCCCCGGGGACAUUGUUAGGUUGUCUGGACUGACACACAUGUUGCAUGAAAGAUGGGGAAGGGCCUCUGGAGCAGCAGACCAGAGCAGUGGUUUUCACUAAAGAGGGGGACCAGGGAAUGAGCCCCAUUUAACAGGGUAACAUGAUCCAGAUUGUGUUAUGGUGGUAAGUGUUAUGACUUUACCUAUUAAAAUAAUGAACUCAAAGAUGGGAAUCAGGAGAAAACCAUAAACCAUGACUGAGAACCUGUUUUUAUGAAGAAAGUACCUGAUUGAAGAGUAUGAAACAUUCCCACCUGACACAGAGAAGCUACGUAAAAAAAGGUAUGACAUGUGUUAUCAAUCUGUGGCUUUACACCUACAAUGCCCCUGAUUCUUAUGCAUCCAAAACGAUUAUUAACUGGUUAAUCACAUGGAGAGGGAUGCUUGGUGACUAAUCACAGGCCAUACCAGUGAACUCUCUGUCUCUGACCUCUGAGUUUCAUCAUUAAAAGAGCAGCAAUGCCGCUCCCUCCCACCUCUUCAGGCUCUGAUGGGAAACAAUUAAACUGAGUGGGAUCACUGAUCGCUGCUGGUGCUGGGGAGAAGGAGAGCCAGACCCUUGGUUUGAGGAACAAUUAAAGCACUGUUUAAGGGACCAGGGACCAGAGUGGAUGUCUGAGUGUCAGGUGUGUCACUACUUGGUUAUUUGUCAGAUAUCACACCAGCAGGAGCUGCAGCUCAUAAAGUGAUGCAGAGUAUGGAUCAAGAUUUGUGAAGAGUUAAAAGGAAACAUCUCUUGAAGAGUCACAUACACUCAAGCUGACAACCCCAAAACCUCAGCCCCACAAAAACUGUGACAUGGUGUAAUUAAAACACAUUUUGAUGGCCUGCAAACCUUAUCUGUAAUUAAAAAAAGACAUCAAAAGUUUUACCGGAGCUGAGACAGGGUCAAGAUUAAUGUGUUUCUCUUCUGUUAACAUCACUCUAUAAAUCCAGUGGAAGCUCAGAGACCAGUUUCUGAGUUUUGACAGGAAGACACUGUCUCAUUCUUGCCUAACACUGCCGAGGAUUACAGCUGCUGAACAGUUUAGGGUUUUUUUCUUUUUGGUUUAUGUUGUCAAAUGUUUUUAACAGGUUCGGACUGUAGGCAGAUCAGCAGGACUCUUCUCCUACAGAGCCACGCUGUUGUAAUCCCUGUUGUCAGAAUGUGGUUUGUCAUUGUCUUGCUGAAAUAUGAAGGUCUUUCCUGAAAAAGUCUUUGUCUGGAUGGCAGUGUUGUUUUCGUCAGGCGGGACGAAAACUUAAAUGACGACGUCAGACCCCUUUUUUCCUUGACGAAAAUGAGACUAAGACGAACGUCACCAAAGCUCUGUAAAGACUAAAAUGUGACGAAAAUUGUAUUGAUUUUCGUCAGACGAGAACGAGACGAGACUAAAUUGUUAUUAGGUGGACGAACAAAGUUUCAAAACAUGCUUUUUUUUGUCCUUACAGUCACGCCCCCAUCACACACGCACCAAAAGCCUCGCUCGCGCAUAGCUGCGCGCACACACUCAUACAUAUACACAUACACAGAGCGGCAGGUGGACGAGGCGCGCGCAAACACACACCGUGGCGGCAGGCACAGCAGCAGUGCCCGGUGGCCGAAAAAAGAGGGAUGAUUUUUGGUCCUACUUCAGAUACAGUCCAAGUGACAAUAAAACACAAUGUCUUGUACGGGGACAGGGAGACGAGACAGACGAACGUUGUGGAGCCACAGCUUCCUCAUGCUGCGGCUUCAAACUGUCGGGAAAGAACACCACGAACCUCAAAAGGCACCUUUUUGUCGACUAAAACUAGACUAAAACCUUUUGAGUUUUCGUCGGACUAAAACUAGACGAAAACUAUCAAGGAUAGAAAUGACUAAAAUGGGACUGAAACGAAGAAGCAUUUCGUCAAAAUGACUAAGACUAAAACUAAAUCUAAAAUGCCUGCCAAAAACAACACUGCUGGAUGGCAGCAGACGUUGCUCCUAAACCUGUAAAUAUUGUUCAGGACUAAUGGAGCCUUCAGAGAUGUGGAAGAUACCAAUGACAUGGACUCUGAUGAUCCCCAUACCAUCAGGGAUGCUGGCUUUGGACUGGACUGUGGACAAACUUCAAAAAGUAAUUACACAGAAUAUAAUUUUUUCUCCCCCCCUGUUUGUGAUGUUGAGAUGUAGUACUGUAAGACUGGUUUGUGCUCAAGUCCACUUUUUUCUGUGCAGCUCCAUUUUUAAAAGUUAUUAGGGAUUCUUGUUUUCUAUGAUUGACACUCGAUACAGCCUAUGGGCAUAAUAGGCUGUGAGAUCGUGUUGGUUUGUUCCACUUCAGUGGGGCAACAUAAUCUGUGAUUCAUAAAAUAGCUCUAUUGAUAGUAAGUACUAAAAAAAAUAUCUACUCAUGCCAUCUGGUCGAUUUUUAGUAAUCAGUGAUUUGGUGUCGAACUAUUUCCUUUCUGCGGCAUAGUGAUACUUGCACAUGCGCAAUCGAAUAUGCAGAGGGGUGAAGCGAUUUUUGUCACGUGGACCAAUAGGAGCCAAGUCUCGUUGCCAUAGUAUCAGAAAUACACAAACAUGGCGACGAGUGCAUCUAGCAGCAAGACAAGCGAAGAGGAAGAAAAGAAAAGGAAAAAAACUGCCUUCAAAAGUGCAUAAAAAAGGAAAGAAACGAUGCUAUAUGCAUCUAUCAUCUGUCCAGAGUGAAGAUGUUCUCGAUUUUACUAGGACAUGUUGGGAAACUUACAGAACUAGUAUUAGAAAGUGGCUUUCUCUACAGGGUGAGACAAAAGACCUUGCAGAAACUUAUAAACAUUGCGUUGAUAUCAACUUUGACAAUGUUUCUGAUGACGCUGGGUUUCACAUGACAUGCUACCAGCGAUUUAUUUGCAAAAGGCGUUUGAGAAACAAGAAAGUGAUGCAGCCGCGGGUCAGUCAAACCCUUCAGCCAGCAUCGCCGAUGCAUCCACAUCCACGGCAUCUGAAACUCCGCGAAAGAAACUUCGCUCGAGGUCAUAGGCUGUAUUGGGACAAAGGAAAAAGUGCCUGGAAAGUGAAUUUCAUUCCACUGCACUGGUGCUACUUGUUCAAUACAUUUUUGCAUAGACAAUACCAUUCUGGACUUUGGUUUAAAAUAUCUACUCAGACUAUCUGUCAGACUUUUGUCACAAGCCAGAAAUUUACAUACAGUACAGGCCAAAAGUUUGGACACACCUUCUCAUUCAAUGCAUUUUCUUUGUUUUCAUUACUAUUUAAAUUGUAGAUUCUCAAAACUAUGAAUGAACACAUGUGGAAUCAUGUGCUUAAGAAAAAAGUGUGAAAUAACUGAAAACAUGUAUUAUAUUUUAGAUUUCUCAAAGUAGCCACUCUUUGCUUUUUUGAUAGCGCUGCAAACUUUAGCUGUUCUCUCAAUGAGCUUCAUGAGGUAGUCACCUGAAAUGGUUUUUACUUCACAGGAGUGCCUGAAGUAACCCUGACAAGGUACUUCUGUCAUCAAGAGCAAAGGGUGGCUAUUUUAAAGAAACUAGAAUAUAAAACAUGUUUUCGGUCAUUUCACACUUUCUUUAUAAGUACAAAAUUCUACAUGUGUUCAUUCAUAGUUUUAAUGUCUUCAAUAAUAAUCUACAAUGUAAACAGUCAUAUAAAAAAAUAAAGAAAAGACAUUGAAUGAGAAGGUGUGUCCAAACUUUUGGCCUGUACUGUAUAUGUGAGUAACCCAAAAACAAUUAUAUGGUGCUGCUGUUUUUGCUUGUAGUAACUGCUAUGUUGAUUCUGGCAAGACCAAAUCUUUCUCAAAUGUCAUAAAUACCGCUAUCUAACAUCUGAAACAGUUAUUGGUGCCUUAGUAUACGCAUAAGUGAAUUCAGAUUAUUAAAUGUAGCAAAUUUCUUGAAGAAAACGUCUCAACUCAAGUGAUUUGCACCCAGCACAAUGAAAUAUAAACAGUAAAUUUAGCUAAAAGCUUAUGUUUCAUACAUAAAAAUGACACAACCUACUGUGUAAUAAAAGCAAUAAGAUAUAAAAAGCACAUCAUGGCCAUAAAUGGCUGAAAGUCAAUCAAAUUGCUACCACACCCACCAAAAUUGGAAUAAUGGAAAAAAUAUAACAAGACAAAAAUAAAUGCACAAAAGGUCAGAAUUAAUUCAAAAUAUGGUAUAAAACAUUUAUUCAAGUAUCACAGUGUCAAAACAUCUGACAUUUAUCAAUCCCUCCAGAAUAUGAAAAGAAAGAUCAAAACACAAACGCAGACAAUUGUAGAACAAAUAUAAAAAUAAUAAAAAUCUAAAAUCUCGGUGUAGCAAUCCUUUAAACUAAACAAAUUGUACAUGGUGACAUGGUGCGUUUAUUACGCAUCACUAUCACUUUCAUCAGAGUCAUCAUCCCAUACAGCUCUUUCUUUUGUUUCCUUUAAAGCAUUCUCACAUGCUUGGCACCGACAUAAAUCUGUACAAGGUAGUCUUGCAGACAUACAAGAACAUUGUUUAGUCUCACAUUUGGUUGUCUUGCAACUACAAUGGACUAUCACUAUCAGGGGCAGGAUUUGUGAAGAAAGUGUGAAGGGGCACACAUUUUACCAGUCAGAGAAUGUUUCAUCACCGCUGCUUGGUAGUUUGCUCUCAUGCAGUGUUGGUACAGGGCGUCACUCUUUGGGGGAAUGGACAGUUCUGGCAAAGCUGACGAGGCCAUGCAAAAAGAUUUGUAUCUGGCAUCAUUUACAUUUUUGGCAGAUGACUGGCCAUACAGGUGGCACACAUAAUUACUCAGCGUGUUAAAGGUGGAUUGGUCAAGGUUAAAACUGUUGCCCAGAUUUGCAAACCCAGUCAGGUAUUCUUCUUUCUGACAAGCAACAGAAAAUGUUUUUCUUUUGCCCUUGCCAUUAAAGGCACUGGUCGAGUCACAACCUGUGAAUGUAUGGAUGUUCUUGUAUGUCUGCAAGACUAUCUUGUAAGUAGGUUGUGUCAUUUUUAGGUAUGAAACAUAACAUUUUAGCAACAUAGCAACAUUUUAGCUAAAUUUACUGUAUAUAUUUCAUUGUGCUGGGUGCAAAUCACUUGAGUUGAGAUGUCUUCUUCAAGAAAUUUGCUACAUUUCAUAAUCUGAAUUCACUUAUGUGUAUACUAACGCCUGGUUCACACAGGAAGCGCCGCGCACUGAGUUUCGAAACGGGCGCCUGUGUUAACCUUUGUGACUGUUCACACAGCGCGUGUGGGGGACUGCCGCACGCGGAACGGCUCGCACUCUGGAGCGCGGCUGCUCCGCUUCUCUCUAUUUUUUGCGUGAGCCACAAGUGCCAAUUGUAAAGCUGGACAGAGAAGAUCGGACCAGACAGGAAGUUGGGAACAGGAGACUCCGGCCAAUUUUCAAAAUAAAAUAAAUUUCAAUAAAUUAGAAAAAAAGGAUUUACGGUGAUGCUUGUUGGUCUAUUUUUUCCCAAUGAACACGCAUGCACACACACACACACACACACACACACACACACACACACACACACACGGAGGGAGAGCGGCAGAGAUUCAGUGAUGUUAUUGAGACAAAGGAGGGGGACUUUAAUACGAUAGAGUCAAUAGCCUCGAGCUAACAAGGCUACACAUACAACGGAGUCAACAGACUCCCCAAUCCAUUUGUGGUUUACCCCUAUAUAAUAAUUUAAAACAAUACUUGAAGAUGCUGCCAAUAUUUAAUCUAUACUCACCGGCCACUUUAUUAGGUACACCUGUCCAACUGCUCGUUAACACUUAAUUUCUAAUCAGCCAAUCACAUGGCGGCAACUUAGUGCAUUUAGGCAUGUAGACAUGGUCAAGACAAUCUCCUGCAGUUCAAACCGAGCAUCAGUAUGGGGAAGAAAGGUGAUUUGAGUGACUUUGAACGUGGCAUGGUUGUUGGUGCCAGAAGGGCUGGUCUGAGUAUUUCAGAAACUGCUGAUCUACUGAGAUUUUCACGCACAAACAUCUCUAGGGUUUACAGAGAAUGGUCCGAAAAAGAAAAAAUAUCCAGUGAGCGGCAGUUCUGUAGGCGGAAAUGCCUUGUUGAUGCCAGAGGUCAGAGGAGAAUGGCCAGACUGGUUCGAGCUGAUAGAAAGGCAACAGUGACUCAAAUAACCACCCGUUACAACCAAGGUAGGCAGAAGAGCAUCUCUGAACGCACAGUACGUCGAACUUUGAGGCAGAUGGGCUACAGCAGCAGAAGACCACACCGGGUGCCACUCCUUUCAGCUAAGAACAGGAAACUGAGGCUACAAUUUGCACAAGCUCAUCGAAAUUGGACAAUAGAAGAUUGGAAAAACGUUGCCUGGUCUGAUGAGUCUCGAUUUCUGCUGCGACAUUCGGAUGGUAGGGUCAGAAUUUGGCGUCAACAACAUGAAAGCAUGGAUCCAUCCUGCCUUGUAUCAACGGUUCAGGCUGGUGGUGGUGGUGUAAUGGUGUGGGGAAUAUUUUCUUGGCACUCUUUGGGCCCCUUGGUACCAAUUGAGCAUCGUUGCAACGCCACAGCCUACCUGAGUAUUGUUGCUGACCAUGUCCAUCCCUUUAUGACCACAAUGUACCCAACUUCUGAUGGCUACUUUCAGCAGGAUAAUGCGCCAUGUCAUAAAGCUGGAAUCAUCUCAGACUGGUUUCUUGAGCAUGACAAUGAGUUCACUGUACUCAAAUGGCCUCCACAGUCACCAGAUCUCAACCUAAUAACGUGGCCGGUGAGUGUAUGUAUGACGUAAAAAAAACGUAAAUAAAUAUUGAUUUACCCAUGUUUAAAGCGCUCGUAAGUGUGGAAAACUGAGGGCAGACGGAAACAGCCGAGCACUGCCGGGCUCAGUCGAUGUCUGACCGGCGCCUCAGAGCGCAGCAGAAAAAGCGCCGGCACAGCGCGCGCAGCAUCGGCGUCCUGUGUGAACCAGGCGUAAGGUCCCAAUAGCUGUUUCAGAUGUUAGGUAGGUGUAUUUACGACAUUUGAGAACGAUUUUGUCUUGCCAGAAUCAACAUAGCAGUUUCUACAAGCAAAAACAGCAGCACCAUAUGAUUGUUUUUUGGGUUUCUCACGUAUAUGCACAUUUCUGGCUGGUGACAAAAGUUGGACAGAUAGUCUGGGUAGAUAUUUUAACCAAAAGUCCAGAAUGGUAUUGUCUAUGCAAAAAUGCAUUGAACAAGUAGCACCAGCGUAGCUGAAUGAAAUUCACUUUUUAGGCACUUUUUCCUUUGUCCCAAUACAGCCUAUGACCUUGAGCGAAGUUUCUUUCGCGGAGUUUCAGGUGCCGUGGACGUGGAUGUAUCGGUGAUGCUGGCUGAAGGGUUUGAUGACCCGCGGCUGCAUCACUUUCUUGUUUCUCAAAUGCCUUUUGCAAAUAAAUCGCUGGUAGCAUGUCAUGUGGAACCCGGCAUCAUCAGGAACAUUGUCAAAGUCGAUAUCAAUGCAAUGUUUAUAAGUUUCUGCAAGGUCUUUUGUCUCACCCUGUAGAGAAAGCCACUUUCUAAUACUAGUUCUGUAAGUUUCCCAACAUGUCCUUGUAAAGUCGAGAACAUCUUCACUCUGGACAGAUAAAAAAUGCAUAUAGCAUCGUUUCAUUCCUUUUUUAUACACUUUUGAAGGCUGUUUUCUUUUUUCCUUUUCUUUUCUUCCUCUUCGCUUGUCUCGCUGCUAGAUGCACUCGUCGCCAUGUUUGUGUAUUUCUGAUACUAUGGCAACGAGACUCUGCUCCUAUUGGUCCACGUGACAAAAAUCGCUUCACCCCUCUGCAUAUUUGAUUGCGCGUGUGCAAGUAUCACUAUGCCGCAGAAAGGAAAUAGUUCGACACCGAAACACUGAUUACUAAAAAUCGACUGGAUGGCAUGAGUAGAUAUUUUCUUUAGUACUUACUAUCAAUAGAGCUAUUUUAUGAAUCACAGUUUAUGUUGCCCCACUGAAGUGGAACGAGAUUCACUUUCUAGGCACUUUUUCCUCUGUCCCAAUACAGCCUAUAAGAGAGCAAUUUGGCUUCAAAUUUAUAUGGUGACAGAAGGUGGAGCCAAGUUGUCCAUAGUAUAUACAGUCUAUGGCGAAGAAAGAACGCACCCCACAUGGGCUCUGUGGGUCAUGGGCUUUAGAUGGGCUCUGGCUCAGAGCGGUCUACAACAUUUCUGAAUCCUGUUUCUAUCUGGUUUUCUCUUUGCACGGUUUAGUUUUAACCUCAUUUGUGGAUGCAGGUUGAAAUUGUGUUUUCAGAUACCACAGACGCGUUUUUUUUUUAGCAGUGAAAUUUUGUUUACUCAGUGAUUCCCGCUGCAGUUCUCUUUUUAGUCUAGUGCCACCUGAGUGUCCAAAGAUCUGUCAUCCAGAGUUGUCUCUUUGCCUGGUCCCUUUGGUGCUGACAUUUCUUAAGAUUCUGAUUCAUUUUGGGACGUUUUGAGAAUAGUUUGACCUCUUUCUCUCUCAGUCUCUCACAGAGUAGUUGACCUCUUCCCAUCUUUUCUGCUGAAAGACUCAACCUCUCUUGAAUCCUUGUUUUCUGAGAGAUGUUAGUCCAGGUGUUUUCUUCAGCAUUACAUUACAUUAAAUUUAAAAUUAGCAAAAACUUAACAUUUAAAAUGCAUCAUUUUAAAUUAGAUAGAAGGUAAGAAGGAUUUACAGACCAUCUUUUGUGUGGUAUUGGCAUCAUAUAUAACAAGUAAUGUUUGUUUAUAUGAUAGUGAAGGUUUAAAGUAACCUUGUUUAUGAUGCUAACAGUGUGAGCUUCUUGUGAUCAGUGUUAAACACUGUGAUUGAUCCUUCUUUAGAUCCAGCAGAUGGAGGACAGGCUGAAGAGCUGUGAGAUGCAGAAGGAGCUGAGGCGUAAACUGGAGCUGUUGGAGGAAGAGAGGAUGGAUCACCAUGAAAAAUAUUCCAAGGCUGAAGUGGAGGUCAAAGAUCUGCGCUUUACAGGUGAAGACAUAUUCAGAACUCUGAGGGUAGAGCUCUCUGUGGGGCUUUACUGUGCACUCUUUACUCUAGUGACCCAUUCAGAAUCAUCACCAUCUGCUCUGAAGAGUGACCCUGAGAUUCUCCUCUUGUCUUUGUCAUCCAAGAGAAUAUCAGCUCUUCAGAGUCUGAACAGCAAAAGUCUCUCUUUCUCUGUUCUUGAUGCUGUGUAUUUACUCUGACCGUAUAUCUGUCAUCAGCCAGUCAAGUUAUUCCAGAAGAAACUGCAAUCGGCUACCAACCCACCUCCAGCUUCAGUGCCUCCACCUCCCCCACCACCACCUCCUCCCCCAGCCCCAGCCCCCUCAGCCUCCAACCCUCUCAGGUUUGAUCAAAGCCUGUUACUGGCCCGCUGAGUUACUUACUUUGCACCAUCAUUGCUUUGAAACAAAAUAAAUUCAUUCGAUUAAAUGUGUGACCUUGUCUCAUGGCAAUGAAAUACGUUUGGGAUGAUCUGAUGGGAGCAGGUUGUUACAGCAGCGUUGUCAUUUCCAGUCAUAGUUUGAGCUGCUCAGUAACUCAGCAGUCAUCCAACUGCAUAAGAGUUAUACAUUGCCAGUACAACCAUCAGAUGAUCUCCUCUUGUUUUUCUCCUGCAGCUUCUUAUUGUCACUGAUCUGGAAGAGAAGAGAUGUCAGUACUGA
Messenger RNA from Xyrichtys novacula (pearly razorfish), 18481 nucleotides. The record is from the annotation of a GenBank genome assembly. NCBI's taxonomy places the organism in Eukaryota, Metazoa, Chordata, Actinopteri, Labriformes, Labridae.